This is a messenger RNA of Oncorhynchus nerka (sockeye salmon), 6455 nucleotides long. It is a transcript of the gene sgsm1a, whose product is annotated as small G protein signaling modulator 1a. Gene Ontology annotation, molecular function: GTPase activator activity. Gene Ontology annotation, biological process: activation of GTPase activity. The transcript has 26 exons. The record is from RefSeq and is a predicted model, not a curated record. Bases 56 to 4606 code for a protein of 1516 amino acids. NCBI's taxonomy places the organism in Eukaryota, Metazoa, Chordata, Actinopteri, Salmoniformes, Salmonidae.
CACAUAGAGCUGAUGGUCUCUGCGUGAAGGAGCUACGCAAAGGGGACCGGAUUCCAUGCCAACAACAACAACAACAGCAGCAGCAAUGGCAGAAGCAGAGAUGCGUCAGAGGCUACUGUGCACCGUCAAGAAGGAGGUGAAGCAGAUCAUGGAGGAGGCUGUCACCAGGAAGUUUGUACAUGAAGACAGCAGCCACAUUGUCUCGUUUUGUGCUGCGGUGGAGGCUUGCGUUCUACAUGGGCUUAAGCGGCGAGCGGCGGGAUUCCUGCGUAGCAAUAAAAUAGCAGCACUCUUCAUGAAGGUGGGGAAGAGCUUCACCCCGGCAGAGGAGCUGUGCAGGAAGGCUCAGGAGCUGGAACAGAUCAUCGAGAGCAAGCGGAACCAAAGCAUGCCCAACCAGGACAGCGUACGGAGACUGCCCCGGCUGUCAAGCCUCAGCCCGCAGGUGGUCAGAAACCUGUGGAUCCGCACGGCCCUCUUCGAGAAGAUGCUGGACAAGAUUGUGCUCUACCUCGUGGAGAACAGCAGUAAAUUCUACGAAAAAGAGGCCAUUCUGAUGGAUCCGGUGGACGGACCCAUUCUGGCCUCUUUGUUAGUGGGGCCCUGUGCCUUGGAGUACACGAAGAUGAAAACGGCGGACCACUUCUGGACAGACCCCUCAGCAGACGAGCUGGUCCAGAGACACCGCAUCCACAGUGGUCACUGCAGACAGGACUCCCCCACCAAGAGGCCUGCCCUUUGUAUCCAGAAGAGACAUUCAAGUAGCAGCAUUGAUGAGCGGCCUUCCCCCUCGCCUUCAGCCCGGGACUAUGUGGAGUCACUGCACCAAAACAACAGAGCCACCCUGCUGUUUGGAAAGAACAACGUGCUGGUGCAGCCGAGGGAUGACAUGGAGGCUAUCCCAGGAUACCUUUCUCUCCACCAGACCGCCGACAUCAUGACGCUGAAGUGGACGCCCAAUCAGCUGAUGAAUGGCUCUGUGGGAGACCUGGACUAUGAGCACAGUGUGUACUGGGAUUACGCUAUGACCAUCCGUCUGGAGGAAAUUGUUUAUUUGCACUGUCAUCAGCAGGUGGACAGCGGGGGCACGGUUGUGCUGGUGAGCCAGGACGGCAUCCAGAGACCCCCGCUGCGCUUCCCUAGAGGGGGGCAUCUGCUCCAGUUCCUCUCCUGCCUGGAGAAUGGCCUCUUGCCCCAUGGCCAGCUGGAUCCUCCGCUCUGGUCCCAGAGAGGAAAGGGGAAGGUGUUCCCUAAACUGAGAAACAAGUGUUCACAGGGCUCCUCGGACUCGGUGUCUGAUAAGGAGGAGGAUGAGGCCACAGACUAUGUCUUCCGCAUCCUGUUCCCCAACAGCCAAUCAGAGUUUGUGACUAUAACACACCCUCCCCGUGUUCCCCCGGGGGCUCCUCUCCUGUCCCGCUCCUUCUCCCUCCAUCUGAGAGGAAAGCCCCCGACCAAAGGGAUCUUGGUGGUCCCUAAGCGCUCCUGCAGCUAUUCCAGAGACCACUCCUCAACCACCACAGGGAACAGCUUGGCUCCAGAGCUGAUGGACCAGGGGGCCAACAUCUGGCAGCCCAUCCCCAGGAAGUCCUCCUACUCAUCCUGUACCCAGGGCAGCUUCUCAGAUGGAGGACCCCCCAACGGUUGCAACCAUGACAGAGCCCCUUUGAAGCUGCUGUGUGACCAAAUGAAGUAUCAGAUAAUCUCCCGGGCGUUCUAUGGCUGGCUAGCUUAUUGUCGUCAACUGUCCACUGUACGUACACACCUCUCGGCCCUGGUCAACCACACUAUCGUGGCACCCGAUGUGCCCUGCGAUGCCUUCACGGGCCUCACCACUGAGGUGUGGCAGAGGUUCCUUCAAGACUGCACUGCCUAUAACGAGCAGGAGCUGCUGCGCCUGGUCUACUUCGGCGGUGUUGAUCCUUCGCUGCGUAAGGAGGUGUGGCCCUUCCUCCUGGGCCACUACCAGUUUGGCAUGUCUGAGUCUGACAGGAAAGAGGUGGAUGAGCAGGUGCGGGCGUGCUACGAGCAGACCAUGAGCGAGUGGCUGGGCUGCGAGGCCAUCGUGCGGCAGCGGGAGAAGGAGCAGCAUGCAGCGGCGCUGGCUAAGUGCUUGUCUGUCUCGGCCAGCGUGGAUAAUCCCAACCCUGUCCAGAGGAUGCUGCACCAUGACUCCAGCAUCAGCAAUGAGUCCUCCCGGAGCUGCAGCUCAGACAGACAGAGCCUGGCUCGCCUGCAGAGUGACUCCAGCAGCAGCACCCAGGUGUUUGAGUCUGUGGAGGAGGUGGAUCAGAUCGAGACCGAGCCCAAGAGCAAAGAGGCCAAGCAGGUGCCCAAGAUCCCCAAUGGAGGAGCCCUGCCCAAUGGGACCAGCUCCCCAGACUCGGGGCACCCCUCCUCUCGCAACUUCUCAGUCACCUCGGGCCUGUCAGACCGCUCUCUGAGCACAGAGGACAGCACUGCACCUGACACCACCCCUAAAAACAUCACCAGCACUCCUCCACAGUUGGCCCCAGCCCCACAGAGCCCAGUCAAAGCCCAUGAGGAAGAGUUGGAGGCAGAUAGCCCAAAAGCCCAACCCCCGGCCCUGCAGGAGGAGAAGGACCUCCAGGCCAAGGACCCACCAGAGAAGGAGGAAAAAGAGAGUGCGACCGAAGUGACCCAGGAGAUUGAGGGCAAUGAGACAGAAGUGCCAGAUAUAGAAAUAGACAAAAAUACAGUGACAGUAGAGCCAGUAGAAACAGAAAUGCCAGAAGUAGAAAUUGACAAGAAGACAGAGGUGCUAGAGAUUGAAAUGGACAAAAAAACAGAGACAAGGGAGGACAAGGCAGCAGACUUAGGUGCGUUACAGAGCCAGAAAAUAGAGGAAGAAAAUACACCCGUGACUGGACCUGCCGAGAAAGAAGAGGUAAGGAUCAAUGAAAAGGGGGACAUUGAGUUGCCGAAAGCAGAAGUGGAUGCUGUAGAAGAAACGGUGAAGUCCAAAACAGAUGAGUUCAAAACAACAGAGGCUAAAGAGCCUGAGACAGAAGUGGUGAAAAUGUUGGAUGGAGAGCCAACCAUGCGAGCAGACACAGAGGAGUUGCAGUCACUGGAAGCAGAGACAUUGAAAACUCAAGAGUCAAGAGAAACAGAGGACGAAGGAUCAGAACCAGAGUCUGUAGAUCCAGAAGAGAAUGAAACAUCCCAAACAAACCAUAGAGAGCCAAAAGAGGAGAAGGCAUUGGCAUCAACAAUGACUGCAGAAGCAAUGGAGGACAAGACAUCAGAAUUCGAGGUUGAGCGAACUUCAGAGGCUGGAGAAACAAAGAGUGCUGAAACAUCGGAAGUAAAGGAAGCCGAAAGAAAGACUAUGAAAAAGACAGAAACUGAGAAAGAAGUAGAAGCCAAUGAGACUUUAAAAUUUGAAGAGGUAACCGAAACAAAGGGGGUUAAGACUAUGUCACACGAAGAAGUUGCAGAGGAAAAUGUGGAGGACAUUACAAAAUCUAAGGAAGUGGGAAAAAGCGAGGAGGAGACCAAGUGGUCAGCGAUGGAGAAGAAUACAAGCCCCGUAGCAGACACCAGGGUGGCAAGGGCAAUGGAAGCAUUUGGUAGCACCACCCAGAGUGAGGAGGCUCUGGCCACCACGGAAUCUGAGGAGUCUCCUUCAGCCAUUGAGAUGGCAAACGUCUCCAUUACCCCACUGUGGGACCGGAUUGGUCCGUGCGACAGUUCCGGGGUCGGGGCUGCUCUCUCUGAGGGCUCAGUCCCCCAUCUGGAGCUCCAACUGGAGGAGGAGCAGUGCAAAACCAGCCCAGAGGGCACAGAGUUAAACUUGUCCGAGGAGCCUGAGAUGGAGAGCAUCUUCCCACAAUUUGACUCCCUGACCGUGGGCAGAGAGCUGACAAACGAGGACAUCUCUCCAGUGUCAUCCAUCGGAACCACCUAUUCUCAAGAGCUUUUGGACAUGUACACGAUGAACCUGCACCGCAUUGAGAAGGAUGUCCAGAGGUGUGACAGGAACUACUGGUACUUUACCCCUGCCAACCUGGAGAAACUGCGCAACAUCAUGUGCAGCUAUAUCUGGCAGCACCUGGAGAUUGGCUAUGUGCAGGGCAUGUGUGACCUGCUGGCUCCCCUCCUUGUCAUUCUGGAUGAUGAGGCCAUGGCCUUCAGCUGUUUCACUGAGCUCAUGAAGCGGAUGAAUCAGAACUUCCCCCAUGGCGGUGGCAUGGACACUCAAUUUGCCAACAUGCGCUCUCUCAUCCAGAUCCUGGAUUCUGAGCUCUUUGAGCUCAUGCACCAAAAUGGCGACUACACCCACUUCUACUUCUGCUACCGAUGGUUCCUUCUAGACUUAAAGCGUGAGCUGGUGUAUGACGAUGUGUUUGCGGUGUGGGAAACCAUCUGGGCAGCAAAGUACGCCUCCUCUGGCCACUUUGUCCUCUUCAUCGCUCUGGCACUGGUGGAGGUCUACCGGGACAUCAUUCUGGAGAACAACAUGGACUUCACCGACAUCAUUAAGUUUUUCAACGAAAUGGCUGAGCAUCACAACAGCAAGCAGAUCCUGACACUGGCCCGGGAACUGGUGUGCAAGGUGCAGACUCUCAUUGAGAACAAGUGAUCUCCAGGAGUCAUCCACUUCUCUUCCUCAACAGUCUUUCUCAAACAUAGAGAUAGAUAGAGGACUCAUAUUUGUAUCUGUUCUAUCUGUUCUGUGACAGCAUGGGCAGUGCCGUUGAGGCCAUCUCCAUUUGAAAGUAGUCAAUUUUCUUCUUUACGAUUGGCUGAUCCCUCCUGAUGACAUGGUGCUGCCCAUGCUAAAACAGCGUUUUGGCUAAUAGAGACCUCUAUCAUUCUCUAUGGUCAGUUUGAACAGCUGCAACCGAACAGAGAGAUCAGGGUCCAGUUCAUUAGGCACCAAAUGGAAUAAAACAGACGUAGGGAGGCACUACUUAGACUAGUCCUAUAAGAAACUGUCAAUUUCAUUUUCAGUCACAAAAUGUUUUCAAUUGCGUGCCUUGAUGAACAUGACUGAGAUGUGCUCCACUUUUCACUGCCUUCUCCUUAUCUAUGUAAUACCAGCCGGUACUCUGUCAUUUCAGGUCAUGUCAUGGAACACCAAGGGAAGGGUCACUUUUACCUCCAGUUAUUCUGUCAGGGAAACAGUUUGAUUUAUUUUUAAUUGUUAACUGUGACAUAUACUUAGUCAUCAUAGGAUGUAUGUGGUAUGCCUUGUAGACACUGGCCUGUCUUGAUUGAAGUGGGGUUAGAAUUAGAGGUCGACCGAUUAAUCGGAAUGGCCGAUUUCAAGUUUUCAUAACAAUCGGAAAUCUAUUUUUGGGCCCGAUUUUAAAAAAAAAUAUAUAUAUUUUUUUUUAAAUUGUUUUAUACCUUUAUUUAACUAGGCAAGUCAGUCAAGAACACAUUUUUAUUUUCAAUGACGGCCUAGGAACGGUGGGUUAACUGCCUCGUUCAGGGGCAGAACGACAGAUUUUCACCUAGUCAGCUCGGGGGAUCCAAUCUUGCAACAUUACAGUUAACUAGUCCAACGCAAUCAACGACCUGCCUCUCUCUCGUUGCACUCCACAAAGAGACUGCCUGUUAUGCGAAUGCAGUAAGCCGCUAGAUAGCAUUAAACUUAGCUUAUAAAAAACAAGUAUUAAACUUAGCUUAUAAAAAAACAAUCAAUCAUAAUCACUAGUUAACUACACAUGGUUGAUGAUAUUACUAGAUAUUAUCUAGCGUGUCUUGCGUUGCAUACAAUCUGACUGAGCAUACAAGUAUCUAAGUAUCUGACUGAGCGGUGGUAGGCAGAAGCAGGUGCGUAAACAUUCAUUCAAACAGCACUUUCGUGCGUUUUGCCAACAGCUCUUUGUUGUGCGUCAAGCAUUGCGCUGUUUAUGACUUCAAGCCUAUCAACUCCUGAGAUGUGGCUGGUGUAACCGAAGUGAAAUGGCUAGCUAGUUAGCGCGCACUAAUAGCGUUUCAAACGUUACUCACUCUGAGCCUUCUAGUAGUUGUUCCCCUUGCUCUGCAUGGGUAAAGCUGCUUCGAUGGUGGCUAUACUGUUACACUGGCAAUACUAAAGUGCCUAUAAGAACAUCCAAUAGUCAAAGGUUAAUGAAAUACAAAUGGUAUAGAGGGAAAUAGUCCUAUAAUUCCUAUAAUAACUACAACUUAAAACUUCUUACCUGGGAAUAUUGAAGACUCAUGUUAAAAGGAACCACCAGCUUUCAUAUGUUCUGAGCAAGGAACUGAAACAUAAGCUUUCUUACAUAGCACAUAUUGCACUUUUACUUUCUUCUCCAACACUUUGUUUUUGCAUUAUUUAAACCAAAUUGAGCAUGUUUCAUUAUUUACUUGAGGAUAAAUUGAUUUUAUUGGUGUAUUAUAUUAAGUUAAAAUAAGUGUUCAUUCAGUAUUGUUGUAAUUGUCAUUAUUACAAAUACAUUUUUUUCUUCUUUUUUUUU